CUUUCAUUCCCAAUUGUAUUUCCGGUUUAUUGAAGAAGCCCACUAACACGCAUGCAGUAAAAAAUUUUCCUUAUCAAAUUUAAUCGAAGUGACAAAAUGACAUCAGAGCAGUAUCAAUUCACUUCAACUGAGGAGAUGAACAAUUUUGAGGAUGGUGACACGGCCAUGGAAUUAACCGGGUACGUUGACGCGAUCGAAGGCAUGAAAGAGUUGAAAACACAUCAGAAACGAGUUUUCAAAUUUGUUCUUAACAAUGGUGCUGGUAAACGGAUGAGAGUCUUGCUAUGGGCUGGAGACGCUUUGAAAUAUCAAAGCCAAAUUACCAUGUACCAGGUUAUCGAAUUGACGAUGGGAACAAUUCGUGACAUGAACCUGAAAUCUCCUCUUCCUCCAGGAAAGGACUACGUCCUGACGGAAUAUCACUUCCAAACUGCCAGCACAUUAACCUGUCUUGGAGAUUAUAAAAAGGAUGAUUCGUGUCAGGAUUACGAAGAAGUUUCCCUUGAAGAGAUCAAAGACAAAGAGAGGCAAAGACUAUUCGAAUCUGUACUGAAUGUAAAUAACGUGAUUUUUUCUUGGGCUUUCGUGAAAAUUUCACAAAACCCUAGUGAUUUGUACGCGAAAUUCUGAGGAAAUUUAUAUCAACAUGCAGUAUAAUUAUUUGCAUUGGUAAUAGAACAUUCCUAGAAAAUUC
Molecule: messenger RNA, 694 nt
Organism: Fopius arisanus
Lineage: Eukaryota; Metazoa; Arthropoda; Insecta; Hymenoptera; Braconidae
Exons: 3
Coding region: 97-630 (177 amino acids)
Source: RefSeq, a predicted model, not a curated record